Molecule: messenger RNA, 1931 nt
Organism: Erinaceus europaeus (western European hedgehog)
Lineage: Eukaryota; Metazoa; Chordata; Mammalia; Eulipotyphla; Erinaceidae
Product: septin-8-like
Biological process (GO): cytoskeleton-dependent cytokinesis
Cellular component (GO): cell division site; septin complex; microtubule cytoskeleton
Molecular function (GO): molecular adaptor activity; GTP binding; GTPase activity
Source: RefSeq, a predicted model, not a curated record
AACCAGAGCCCCGAAGCCUCUCCUUGGGUGGCCAUGUGGGAUUUGACAGCCUCCCUGAUCAGCUUGAGCAAGUCGGUCACUCAGGGUUUCAGUUUCAACAUCCUCUGUGUGGGGGAGACUAGCAUCGGCAAGUCCACACUGAUGAACACGCUCUUCAACACCGCCUUUGAGACCGAGGAAGCCAGUCACCAUGAGGAGUGUGUGCGCCUGCGGCCCCAGACCUACAACCUCCAAGAGAGUAAUGUGCACCUCAAGCUGACCAUCGUGGAUGCCGUGGGCUUUGGCAGCCAGAUCAAUAAGGAUGAAAGUUACAGGCCCAUAGUCGACUACAUCGACGCACAGUUUGAAAACUAUCUGCAGGAGGAGCUGAAGAUCCGCUGCUCACUCUUUGACUACCAUGACACCCGGAUCCAUGUGUGCCUCUACUUCAUCACGCCCACUGGCCACUCCCUCAAGUCCUUGGAUCUGGUGACGAUGAAGAAACUAGAUAGCAAGGUGAACAUUAUCCCCAUCAUCGCCAAGGCCGACACCAUCUCCAAGAGUGAACUCCACAAAUUCAAGAUCAAGAUUAUGGGCGAACUGGUCAGCAAUGGAGUCCAGAUCUACCAGUUUCCCACAGAUGAUGAGGCAGUUGCAGAGAUAAAUGUGGUCAUGAAUGCACGCCUGCCCUUUGCCGUAGUGGGCAGCACCGAGGAGGUGAAGGUGGGGAACAAGCUGGUCCGAGCACGGCAGUACCCUUGGGGAGUGGUACAGGUGGAGAAUGAGAACCACUGCGACUUCGUGAAGCUCCGGGAGAUGUUGAUCCGGGUGAACAUGGAGGACCUCCGAGAGCCGACUCACAGUCGGCAUUACGAGCUCUACCGGCGCUGCAAGUUGGAGGAGAUGGGCUUCCAGGACAGCCACGGUGACAGUCAGCCCUUCAGCCUACAGGAGACAUAUGAGGCCAAGAGGAAGGAGUUCCUGUGCGAGCUGCAGAGGAAGGAGGAAGAGAUGAGGCAGAUGUUUGUCAACAAAGUGAAGGAGACUGAGCUAGAGCUGAAGGAGAAGGAAAGGGAGCUCCAUGAGAAGUUUGAGCACCUGAAACGAAUCCACCAGGAGAAGCUCAAGGUGGAGGAAAAUCGCCGGGAGCUGGAGGAGGAAACCAGUGCCUUCACCGGCAGGAAGGCCGCCAUGAAGGCCAUGGAGGCCCUGCAGUCCCAGGCCUUGCAUGCCACCUCGCAGCAGCCUCUGAGGAAGGACAAGGACCGGAAGAAUUAACGCACGCACAGACUUACAUGUAAAAAGCGGACUUUAGACUUUCAUGUGUUAAGUUGCUUGAUUUACACCUUGUGACCCUUCUCCCAUAACAUGGUGUGAGGACAGACUGGGAGCUGGUACAGACUCCAGUGUUUACAGCCUUGCUUUGUCCCCUGCCCCAGGUCACCCCAGGCCUGGUGUGUCACUCCUGUCUAUGCAAACACAGUCAAAGCUAUGAUUGCUGGAAUCCAAGACUGAUGAGGUUUAUUUUUUUCAGAGCCAGUGGCUGGUCUUGCAUUUACAGUGUCACUAUCCCUUGAUGGAGCAGUUGUGUGCCACUUGUGAAGGCACCGGCCGGUGAUGCUUGGCCUAAUUAUUCAGCUUCAAGAUAGCACUUCGUGUGGUGCCCUAAGUGUGGCCUUUGCGGUCUGAUGUAUGUGCUGCAAAUUUGUCCAACUUCCCCUCUUUUUAAUUUUUCUAACCUAGAGCUUGAUUUCAACAAUAACGUUUAAAACAUGCCUAAAUUUUUAUUUUGACAUGAGCAUAAAAAAAAUAAUAUCCUAUCCCAUUAUUUUCAUAAGUAACACAGAUUUCCCUGAUUUUUUAGAAACUAAAAUACCUUUAAGCCUUUCUUAUGUAUAAAAUGUCCCUAUAAUAUAUAGGGAGAGGUGGGUAAUAAACAUCCUGUAAUGACA